UUACACAGUCGACUGUGAACUGGCAGCCCGAGUUGACGUAACGAAGACCGACCGAGCGAAAAAACGAAGACAAGCGCAGCCUACGCGAAUCGCGCGCGAUAAUAAACGCACCACGCUUAGUGAGACAAAUAGAGAGAGAAAGAGAGUGCAAAAACAGUUAGUGAUAAAGAUAGCAAGCGAGCUUAAGCCUGCGCAUCAGGCUCAAAACACCCAAAAGAAGAGAAUUUUUGUAUUGUUUUUUUAUUGUUUGUUGUUUUGUUGAAAGUGCAAGUGGAAGUAAAAGUAAAAGUGAAACAUGCAACUGCAACUGCGCGCCGUUUUGUGUGUGCUCACGUUGGGCGCCAUUGUGGCCACGAAGAUAUCCUCGUCCGAGGAUCCUUGCGACAAAUACGGCAAAGCCAAGUACUGCAUCCCCGAUUUUGUGAACGCCGCCUUCGAUGCCCCCGUUGUGGCAAGCAGCACCUGUGGCGCGCAACAACGCUACUGCGAGUAUCCUGCCACCACCGCAACUGCAACCGCAACCGCAACAGGAGGGAGUGAACUGCAGUGCCACAGCUGCGAGUCACAGCAAUUCUCGCCACGCUUCCUCACCGAUCUGAACAACUCGAAUAACGUGACCUGCUGGCGAUCUGCCCCAGUUGGUGGCGCCUCCGCGGGCAACGACAACGUCACGCUCACCCUUUCGCUGGGCAAGAAGUACGAGCUAACCUACGUCAUACUCCAGUUCUGCCCGAAUGCCCCGCGUCCCGACUCCCUCGUCAUCUACAAGAGCUCCGACUACGGACAGAGUUGGCAACCCUUUCAGUACUACAGCUCGCAGUGUCGCCGCCUCUUUGGGCGGCCGAGUCGCACCACGGUGACGAAGCACAACGAGCAGGAGCCGCGUUGCACCAACGCCCAUGGGCAUGGCCAUGAUGCCGCCAACGGAGGACUUGCCUCACGUAUUGCCUUCAGCGUUCUCGACGGUCGCCCCUCGGCCAAGGACUUUGAUUCAUCACCCGUGUUGCAGGAUUGGGUGACAGCCACCGAUAUACGCAUCGUCUUCCAUCGGCUGCAGCAACCAGAUCCGCAGCUGCUUUCGCUCGAUGCUCCCAUGGAUCUACGCAGUGGCAAGUACAGCGUGCAACUUGCGGCGAAUACCAUCGAAGGACAUGGCGCCACAUCGGUGGCAACAGCAGCAGCGGCGAGUGGCUUGCACUAUGCCGUCUCCGACUUCUCGGUGGGCGGACGCUGCAAGUGCAACGGCCACGCCUCCAAGUGCUCCUCGGACGCCAACGGGCAGCUGAGCUGCGAGUGUCGCCACAACACCGCGGGACGCGACUGCGAGCGUUGCAAACCCUUCUACUUUGAUCGACCCUGGGGACGAGCCACGGCCCGUGAUGCCAACGAGUGCAAACAAUGCAAUUGCAAUAAUCAUGCACGUCAGUGUCGCUUCAACAUGGAGAUCUUUAGACUGACACAGGGCGGCUCUGGCGGCGUUUGUCAGAACUGUCGACACUCGACCAUGGGACGCAACUGUGAUCAGUGCAAAGAAGGCUUCUAUCGGGAUCCCACCAAGGCGCUAACGCAUCGCAAGGUGUGCAAAGCCUGCGACUGCCAUCCGAUCGGCUCAUCUGGCAAAAUCUGCAACAACACAAGCGGUCAAUGUCCAUGCAAGGACGGCGUCACCGGAUUGACCUGCAAUCGCUGCGCCCGCGGCUACCAACAAAGUCGCUCCCACAUUGCGCCCUGCAUCAAGCAACCGCCGCGCAUGAUCAACAUGCUGGAUACGCAGAAUACGGCGCCGGAGCCAAGUGAGUCCAAUGGAGCUGUCGGAGGCGUGGACAGAGAUCGAGGCGCCUCAUCGGCGGCCGCCCAAUCGCAGUAUUAUCGCACCGAGGGCGGCAGGGAAUGCGAAAAAUGCAAAAUAAGCACCAAAAGGUUAAACCUCAACAAAUUCUGCAAAAGAGAUUACGCAAUAAUGGCCAAAGUGAUUGGCAGAGAUACGAGCAGCGAGGCAGCCAGCAACGAGCGUCGACACGCCAUGGAUCCGGACGCGGACUACGAAAUGGAUCAGCAGCCGGACAGGGCAGGACAAGUGCGAUCUGGGAGCAGCGGAAUGAGCGGGAGCAGCGCGUCCGAUUAUCAAAGCAGCGACAGCGAAACGGCGCGCUUCGAUCUCCAAAUUCAGGCGGUCUUCAAGCGCAGCAGAGCCAGCAGCGUCUAUGGAAUGCCGAAUACAAUGCUCAAACGGGGUCCUAUGACCUGGAUCAUACCGAUUAAGAAUUUGGAAUGUCGCUGUCCCAGGAUUAAAGUCAACAGAUCGUAUUUGAUUCUGGGGCGAGAUUCGGAAGCGCCGCCUGGUUACUUGGGAAUUGGACCGCGUUCGAUAGUUAUCGAGUGGAAGGACGAUUGGUAUCGACGCAUGAAGCGCUUUCAACGCAGAGCACGCACUUGUGCGUAGACAUGCCGUCCUGCUCACACACACACACACACACACACACACACACAUAGCGGCCAUCUCUGUCUCUGCUUUGAUGUCAAUUUAAUUAUCGUACAUUAAAAUAUACUAUUAUUUUUUUUUUUGUAAUUGCUUAACGUAUUUUGUAGUCUCUAGAGCUUAAGUUAAGAACCAAAAUCAAAUCAAAUCAAAGCAUAACAACACACACUAUAAAUAGCGUUUAGUUUUUAUUUGACUAACAGCUGCAUUUAAUACGACGAUUUUAUUUUCGCUUAGCACUCGUAAGGUAUUUAAUUUAUUUAAUUAACGCGUAUCUUUAAUUGUUAUUUCGACUAUCAGUGGAACGAAAGUAUCAAUAUGAUUUGUAUUAUUUUUGUACAAUAAGAAGUCCAGUCUGCAUACAUAAAUAUUCUAUUCUAUCUAUUAUUAACUGUAUUACAAGCAAUGAACAAUAACUACACACAAGAGCAGCAAUUAGCGCAUUAAGCAUCAAUAAUUAUACUACUUAAAUACGAAAUACCUAUGCAAGCAACUUCAAUCCAAAUUGGCACUUGAAUGUGUAAACAACGCAAUCUUGAAUAAUGCUUACACGUAACGCAUGCAACUGAAAUAAAUAGAUAUUGUACAGUGAAA
This is a messenger RNA of Drosophila nasuta, 3073 nucleotides long. It is a transcript of the gene NetA, whose product is annotated as Netrin-A. Gene Ontology annotation, cellular component: basement membrane. The record is from RefSeq and is a predicted model, not a curated record. Gene Ontology annotation, biological process: motor neuron axon guidance; tissue development; dendrite development. The coding region runs from base 296 to 2443 and encodes 715 amino acids. Lineage: Eukaryota; Metazoa; Arthropoda; Insecta; Diptera; Drosophilidae. Gene Ontology annotation, molecular function: protein binding. The transcript has 7 exons.